AGAUCACAUGUAGAACCUAGAUAAUAUUUCCUUAUUAGUGUUGUUAUUAUUGUUUGAUCUGGCAUCACUGUAGUUCCCGCCAAAACCCCACCAUAAUACAGACAACAACCUUCACCUUCUCUCUAUUUUUCAAUCAUGUGGAACAGCACAGCAGGUGGAUUUGAUAGUGGGUAUGGUGGUGGUAAUGAUGGAGGCUUCAUGAACUCUCAGAAUCAGUUUGCCUCGCCAGGUGGACAGGAUCAAAAAAAGGCACGACACUCCCAGAACUUGGUACCGGUGACAAUUAAAAACAUUAUAGAUUUUGAGGGUGACAAUUUGCUGAUAGCUGGAAUGGAAGUUCACAUGGUAGAUGUGGUGGGCUUAAUUCGUGCUGUAGACAUUACCAGCACCAGGAUCACCUACACCAUUGAUGAUCACACAGCUACAAUAGAGGCUGUGCAGUGGCAGGAGCCAGAACAGUCAAGCUCUGGAGUUCCUGAGCAGUGAGGGACACGUAUAUACGACCAUUGAUGACGAUCACUUCAGGGCAAUAGAAAGCUAAACUCUGAUGUGCAUAGAAUAUGAUACCUGAACUGUUGGGGUAAUUUCUUGGAUUACUUGAAAGGAUAAUGAUAGAUUUCAAAAUGUCUAUACAGUAAUAAAGUUGUAUUCUGUGGCAAGGUACUUUUAAUGAAUGAAUUUCUUUUUCAAAUUUAAAUUUGAUUCUUCAGUUACAUUAUUUUGUUAAUUUUUGUUUCAUAUGUUUUGAAUUGAGAGCAAUUUUUGAAUAUUGUUUUAAUAGUGAGAGAUCCAAGAAGAAACUGAUUGUUUUUAAUAUAAGGAUACAUUGUA
Molecule: messenger RNA, 831 nt
Organism: Cherax quadricarinatus
Lineage: Eukaryota; Metazoa; Arthropoda; Malacostraca; Decapoda; Parastacidae
Source: RefSeq, a predicted model, not a curated record